Molecule: messenger RNA, 952 nt
Organism: Chara braunii
Lineage: Eukaryota; Viridiplantae; Streptophyta; Charophyceae; Charales; Characeae
Source: the annotation of a GenBank genome assembly
ACGAUGGGCCAGCAACAGAGGUGAAAGCACGAUAUGCAAUGGACGUGUGGCGUGUUCUGGAGGCGCAGGGCGAGUUCAGGCUGAACGAUUUUUUGUACGACAGUUUUGAUUGCGGAAAGGCAUGGGUGAUUGGCGGGAACGACGCAAUAGGGAGUACGGCGUGCCACGAGAGCGAUGCGAGGAGGGAUUCUAGGCCGUUCUUGCAUCUCGUGCGAGACGUUGUGGAGCGGGACAUUGCUCCGGGUAUGAGCGUGAGGUUUCAGAUGACGGCGGUGCGUGCUUUGAUGGAGGCUGCCGAGGCGUACAUGGUCGCCAAUUUCGAGAACACCAACGAGGUGGCCAUCCAUUCGAAGAGGGUGACGAUCCAGGUCAGGGACAUGAGACUGGUGGAUGGGUUGUCGAAGCCUCGCUGGGUUGAGAAAUAUCAAGAGAGAAUAGGACGAAAGACACCGCAGGUACGCAUCAUGUCGAUGUCAGUAGCACAGGUGGAGGCUGCCCUUGCAGAGGUAAUGAAGUAUGCAAAGGAAGGCGUCCACUACAACGGUGACAGCGAGUUGUCUUUGCUUCAGGACAGGGUGCCGAGGUACUUCAUAGUCGCUGUGGAUAUAAGAUCCACGAUCAUGGCAAACGGCGAGGGCUGUGUCAAAGCACGAAUACUCUUGCAACGCUUCAGAGAGUCACCACAUGUACGUGUGGACGGCGAUGUGGAAGACAGUGCAUACAGUCUAAAAGGAGCGGUCCAGUGGAUCUGCAGUGAACGGAUGUGCGAAGAAGGAGACGUGGACAUGACAAUGCAGCAGAUAAGGGGGGACAUAUACACCUGCGAACUUGGGCAAGUUGCGGGGCACUGUCGCACGGAAUGGGGGAAUGCUGGUUGAUGGGUCGAAGGACGAGUUGAAGAAUGGUGCUGCAGAAAUAUUGGCGUUGUCCAGAAUGAAGGACAUUACACAAA